This is a messenger RNA of Ctenopharyngodon idella (grass carp), 4956 nucleotides long. RefSeq names its product eph receptor A4a (gene epha4a). Bases 249 to 3245 code for a protein of 998 amino acids. The transcript is spliced from 18 exons. Gene Ontology annotation, biological process: negative regulation of axon extension; protein phosphorylation; cell surface receptor protein tyrosine kinase signaling pathway. The record is from RefSeq and is a predicted model, not a curated record. Lineage: Eukaryota; Metazoa; Chordata; Actinopteri; Cypriniformes; Xenocyprididae. Gene Ontology annotation, molecular function: transmembrane-ephrin receptor activity; protein binding; ATP binding. Gene Ontology annotation, cellular component: plasma membrane; neuron projection.
AGAAAGACUUUUUUAUACACUUAUACAAUUCUCCAAUUACCAUAUAGGCUACCUGGGAAAUGGGCUGGCUGUUUACCCGAAUGGACACACUGUUGACUCUCUGCGUCUCGCGGUGACAGGCGCGUCAGGCAGUGAAGGUCCGCCCCUCGGCGGUGUUCAGCAGCGCUCGCGCAUCACUCUCAAACGCUAAUUCCACCGGGACAGACGCAACUUCGGUCCGCACGCGGAGCGGAGGAGACGCACACGAAAUGACACCAAUGGCUGCGCUUGUGUUCACGGCGACUUUUGCGCUAAUAAUCUGGAUACCGAGUUUCUCGUUAACCGCACGGGUCUACCCUCCUAAUGAAGUGACGCUGCUGGACUCGAGAACUGUGCAGGGAGAAUUGAAAUGGGUUGCGAGUCCGACGGAAGGAGGGUGGGAAGAAGUGAGCAUCAUGGACGAGAAGAAUACGCCAAUCAGGACGUACCAGGUAUGCAACGUAAUGGAACCCAACCAGAACAACUGGCUCCGAACAGACUGGAUCCCCCGUGGCGGAGCUCAGCGUGUCUACAUCGAGAUCAAAUUCACCCUGCGUGACUGCAACAGCCUGCCAGGAGUCAUGGGAACUUGCAAGGAGACCUUUAACCUCUACUACUACGAGUCCAACAAUGACAAAGAGCGGUACAUCCGAGAGAACCAGUUCACCAAAAUCGACACCAUCGCGGCCGACGAGAGCUUCACGCAGGUGGACAUAGGAGACCGCAUCAUGAAGCUGAACACGGAAGUGCGGGAUGUAGGAAUUUUGACGCGGAAGGGCUUCUACUUGGCCUUCCAGGACGUCGGGGCCUGCAUCGCCCUGGUAUCCGUACGGAUCUUCUAUAAGAAAUGCCCCCUCACUGUACGCAACCUGGCCCAGUUUCCGGACACCACCACCGGGGCGGACACUUCAUCACUAGUGGAGGUACGCGGAUCCUGUGUGGACAAUUCCGAGGAACGCGAGGUUCCUAAAAUGUACUGCGGAGCAGAUGGAGAAUGGCUGGUGCCUAUUGGGAACUGUUUGUGUAACCCUGGCUAUGAGGAACAUGGAGGAACAUGCCAAGCCUGUAAGAUCGGUUACUACAGAGCUCUGGCUACAGACGACAGCUGCUCCAAGUGUCCGCUGCACAGCUACUCUGUGAGGGAGGGAUCUACUUCCUGUGCCUGUGACAAAGGCUUCUUCAGGUCUGAGACGGACCCUGCCUCUAUGCCCUGCACACAGCCCCCAUCUGCUCCUCAGCACCUUAUUUCCAAUGUGAAUGAGACCUCUGUGAAUCUGGAGUGGACGGCUCCAGCGUCCUCCGGUGGCAGGCAGGACCUUGCUUAUAACGUCAUAUGCAAGCGGUGCAGUUCGGACGGCCAGCGCUGUCAGCCCUGUGGCAACGGCAUCCAUUUUUCCCCUCAGCAGCUGGGCCUUCGCGCCACCCGGGUGUCCAUAAACGACCUGCAGGCUCACACCAACUACACCUUUGAGAUCUGGGCUGUCAAUGGGGUCUCCAAGCAAAGUCCUGGACCGGAACAGGCGGUGUCUGUGACGGUUACCACUAACCAAGCGGCUCCCUCUUCGGUUACCACCAUCCAGGCCAAGGACAUCACUAGACACGCUGUGUCUUUGGCAUGGCAGCAACCCGAGAGACCAAACGGAGUCAUUCUUGAGUACGAGGUCAAGUACUACGAGAAGGAUCAAAAUGAGCGCAGCUAUCGCAUAAUGAAGACCACGUCCCGAAGUGCCGAGAUCAAAGGCUUGAGCCCGCUCACGUCCUAUGUAUUUCAUGUGCGUGCCCGCACCGCUGCUGGCUACGGAGACUUCAGUGCCCCCUUCGAGUUCAUGACCAACUCAGUUCCCUCUCCCAUUAUUGGAGAUGGCGCCAACUCCACCGUGCUGCUGGUGUCUGUGAUUGGCAGCGUGGUUCUCUUACUCAUCUUCAUCGGAGUCUUCAUCAUCAGCCGCAGGAGAAGCAAAUACAGCAAAGCUAAACAGGAUUCUGAUGAGGAGAGGCAUUUACAUCCAGGGGUCCGGAUCUAUGUGGACCCCUUCACCUACGAGGACCCCAACCAAGCAGUCCGUGAAUUCGCUAAAGAAAUCGACGCCUCCUGCAUCAAGAUUGAAAAGGUCAUCGGCAUUGGCGAAUUCGGGGAGGUGUGCAGCGGUCGUCUCAAAAUGCCUGGAAAGCGUGAGAUCUGCGUGGCCAUAAAAACCCUCAAAGCGGGAUACACUGACAAGCAGAGGCGGGACUUUCUGAGCGAGGCCAGCAUCAUGGGCCAGUUUGACCACCCCAACAUCAUCCGACUGGAGGGAGUCGUCACUAAAUGUAAACCAGUUAUGAUCAUCACUGAGUACAUGGAGAACGGAUCCCUUGAUGCUUUUCUCAGGAAGAACGACGGGCGGUUUACUGUAAUCCAGCUGGUGGGAAUCCUGCGUGGCAUCGCUUCAGGAAUGAAGUAUCUGUCUGACAUGAGCUACGUCCACCGUGACCUGGCGGCACGAAACAUCCUGGUGAACAGUAACCUGGUGUGCAAAGUGUCCGACUUCGGCAUGUCUCGAGUUUUGGAGGAAGACCCAGACGCUGCUUACACUACCAGAGAAAUAACAGGAACCUAUCAAUCACAGGGAGGCAAGAUACCUAUUCGCUGGACCGCUCCUGAAGCCAUCACGUACAGAAAGUUCACCUCCGCCUCCGACGUGUGGAGUUACGGCAUCGUCAUGUGGGAAGUGAUGUCAUACGGAGAGCGGCCAUACUGGGACAUGAGUAACCAGGAUGUGAUCAAGGCGAUUGAGGAAGGCUAUCGGCUGCCUCCACCCAUGGACUGUCCAGUUUCUUUGCACCAGCUGAUGCUGGAUUGUUGGCAGAAAGAGCGCGCUGAAAGGCCAAAGUUCAGCCAAAUUGUCAACAUGCUGGAUAAACUCAUCCGCAACCCCAACAGCCUGAAAAGGACGGGAGGAGAGAUAGCCAGACCCAACACCACCCUCCUGGAGCCCAGCAGCCCAGAAUUCACAUCCACCCUGGGAUCAGUCGCCGAUUGGCUGCAGGCCAUCAACAUGGAACGUUACAGAGACAACUUCACUGCUGCUGGCUACACCACUCCAGAGGCUGUGGUCCACAUGACACAAGAAGACAUGGCGAGGAUAGGGAUCUCUUCUGCCGCACAUCAGGAUAAGAUCCUCAACAGCGCGCAGGGAAUGCUGUCCCAGAUGCAACAAAUGCAAGACAGGAUGGUUCCUGUCUGAACCCAUGGGAUCGGAACACACAAACUCGAAACACACUUUGGACUUCCUUUUUUAUUUUUGGUUCUAAGAAAAUCCAUUUACCUCAUCCAUGCACUUUAAAUUAAAUUUAAAUGAAACAGAAAAAGAUUUCAGAGGAAUGAUACGGCACUUUUCUUUCAAUAAUGCCAUCCGAGUCGCGCUGUACUGAUGCUCUGGAUAUAUGAUUGUAGGAAACUUUUCAUUUCAGUGAAACUACGAAGGAGUUUCUCUGUUCGCUUAUUUGAUUUUUUGUAUGUAUGUGCCUGUAAGUAAAUGUAUAAAUAGUACUGGAUUUUUUGCCAUUUCAUGCGGAAUUUUAACACGCGAAAUGGAGGCGUCGGAGAUAAAGAUUUUAUGCACUCUUUACCGCUUUUGUUCCGGGGAUUUCGCAGAGGCAUUCAUCUUCCCAACGUCCACAAUGGAAGAGCAGCUCUGGAACGUCUCCAGGUCUCCCCACCCUCAGAAUGGAAUAUCUCCGCAAUUCUCCACACGGCUUGGGUUGGAAUAGAAAAAUCGUCCCUCAGUUUACAUCUUUCUCUCUUCACCUCGGCCUCCACGGUUUUCCCCUGCCCUCUCUCUCCUCGCCUCUCUGUCUCCGGAGACCUUCGGCGGGCCGUGAAAUCAACACAUGUCUCCCUCGCUGGAAGUUCCAUCAGAGCUGAGCUAAGAGUCACCUUCACACAUCUGCUCCGCAGCGAUAUCCUCCGUCAAACCCGACGCAGACUCGCAUCCAUUGCGGUUUCAAUAACUACAUUUACUUGACACCAGGACUUCAAUUCCCAUGAUUCCCGGAACGCUUCCACGACGGGAGACUGAAAACAUGACAAACAAACCCGAGGAGCAGUCGGUCGUCUCCUAAGAGAUUCAAUGAGAGAUAUAAUGAACAUUUUCAUUUGGUCUCACUCUUGACAGGAAAAACUCUCCGCUCUCAGUGCAGCGUGUUGCUGUUUUCUUUGAAGGAUGACGGUUUGUUUUGAGGCACAUACACAAAGGACAGAAGCACAUGAUGUGUGCUAAGACUGCAGAAGUUUGUGGCGGCUCUCUGGAGACCAACAUACUGGAGUUGUUUGCUAUAUAUCCUGUUCUUCGCUUCUUACCAAUGCUGGAGAUUGUAACUAAAAAAACACGCCACAUUUAUUUGAGUCCUUUGACUCAAAUGAAACCAUUUCAGUGCUAAUUUGAAUGGUCUGAAUGCGGACUGCAAGAAGAGGCACGUUAUUUGUACCUAAAAUAAACUUAUUACAGGAAUGUUUAUAAAAAGGGAAGAAAAAGAACUGUUAACAUUUCAAGUGUGCUCUGUUUCACUUCAUCCUUCCAAUCUGAGAGACUCAAUGUGACGCAUUCUCAUAUGAAAUGCUUUCUUCCCAUUUCAUCUUUCGAUAGACCCGGAUUAGGACCUGUUUGGAAUAUGCAAAGAAUGUGAAUGAGGAGAGAAAUCCAAUAGAAUGUACCGUGCCAAGUCUCCUAAUGUAGUUUAUUCCGAAAGAACACUAACGAUUCACGUUUUUUCCCCAGAUGAUCUAGACAUUUCAAGUUUAAAGUUGUGUCAUUGUUUUCCCUCUCUUCCAUUUUUAUUUUUUGAAUUUAGGUACAUGAAACAUGUCAUUUAUUUAUGGUCUUUUUUAUCUAGUUUGUAAAUUGUAAAAUAGAGCUAUGAGAGAAAUAAAUGAUUGCCAAGUGCAUUGUAAUUAAA